UUGACCUUACUCGGCCUGAAUGAACCUUUUUCCUGAAGUUUAUUUUUCGAAAAAUUGUUUAGAAAACAGAAGAAUAUGACUGAUUGUUUCGGACUGUUUAUUUUUCGAACGAGAACAAACCUUACGACAUCUUACUUACGACUUAUGAGUUAUGACUCCUUGUUAUGACUUAUGAUUAUGAAUUAUUAUGAUGGUCACUCAAACUCAAACUUCAUUGUCAGUGCCUAAGGUGAUGAAAGAUUUGAAUAUUUGAUAAUUGAAUAAUGUUUUUAUUAUUAAUUUGAUAUGCUGAAGUGAAUUCUCAUCAAUUCUGAAUAAAGAAGUGAUAAUUAUUGAUAGUCCAUUGAGGUUUGGCAAGAAUGUAACCUCAAAUUCGAACUGAAAAUCACCGUUACCGUUAUGCAUCCACAUAAUUCUUCCUGCCAAGAAUGAAGAUCAACAUCGAAGACUACGACAGUAAUCAGCCCAAAGAAAGAUGCAAUAAGCUCAGAUCUACUAUAUGCUUCCUUUCACUAUGUCGUCUAGUUGCUCUUAUAUCCACUCUCUUUGUGAUUUUGUGUGUUCUCCUGCUGUGCAAGACCUACAUAAGGUUUAUCCUUUUGUGGUUGGAAAAACAGGACUCGAUUGUGAUACUCAGUACAAUAUGUAUCUUGUUUAUCAUAGUUUCUCUUCCAAUAAGCAUUGGCUAUAUCAUACUAGUGGUAGCUUCAGGUUACCUGUUUGGACUGUCCAAAGGACUUUUACUGACAGUGUUUGGGGCAAAUUUUGGACUUUUAGUGGCGCAUAAUGUUCUGAAAAUCAUUGGACAUCAUCAGAGCAUUUACAGAUAUACUCAGAAUGAUUUGGCUCAAGCUAUCAUGAGAGUCAUCUCUGGCCCACAUUGUUUCAAAAUUGUCUUCUGUUCAAGACUGACGCCUAUUCCUUUUGGACUACAGAAUACUAUUUUUGCUUUGAGCAAUGUUAGUGCCAAAGUUUACCACAUAGCCUCUCUUAUUGGGCUUUUUCCUGCCCAAUUUGUUGGAGUUUAUGUUGGAUCUACUCUGCGAUCUAUGCAGGAUGUACUGGAAAAUAGACAUAUUUCUUCCACAACAUACUUCUUUGCUUCCAUACAGUUGUUACUGGGAGCUUCAUUGAUGAUAUAUCUUGGGACCAAAGCUAGGCAGGAGUUGCUAAAAGCAAUUGCAGAAGCUCAAAAUACUACCAAAGGAACAGGAUAUUCUUUAGUGUGAUAUAACCCCUCUCUCUACCUCUUUACCUUUAGUUCUGAAUAGUAGGGUAUUUUUCCUUCAAAACAAAACCAAAUAUUUUUGUAUUUGUGUAUCUACAUGUGAUGUUAUGAUUGAAAUUAUUUUUAGUAGAGUAAUUACUAGUUGGUACAUCAUGCAUACCUAUUUUUGUAUUUCAGAAUACUUUAUUUUUCAAAAGAAUGAAGUGUGAUAGAUUUCUGACAAAAUAUUCAGGAA
This is a messenger RNA of Phaedon cochleariae (mustard beetle), 1463 nucleotides long. The record is from the annotation of a GenBank genome assembly. NCBI's taxonomy places the organism in Eukaryota, Metazoa, Arthropoda, Insecta, Coleoptera, Chrysomelidae.